Molecule: messenger RNA, 4057 nt
Organism: Oryzias latipes (Japanese medaka)
Lineage: Eukaryota; Metazoa; Chordata; Actinopteri; Beloniformes; Adrianichthyidae
Gene: slc17a9b
Product: solute carrier family 17 member 9b
Biological process (GO): ATP transport; transmembrane transport
Cellular component (GO): membrane
Molecular function (GO): transmembrane transporter activity
Source: RefSeq, a predicted model, not a curated record
CACCACGCGCGUGCGAGCGAGCACUCACAUGAUGACAGACACUUUUUGAGAAAGGGGAAGUAACGGGGAGCUGCGCAGCUGAACUCUAAAAAUCACUUCCUGAAAAACCAUACCGCCCACAAAAAGAACUGCGUGGCUUUGCGACUGAAGGAGGUGGAGGCAGAGGCAAAAAACUGACACGUGGAUUAUCCCUCCCAGGGCAUCAGGAGAAACCGAAACAGACUCCCUCUGUUCUGUGUUACGCUUAGUUUAGCGACCGCUGCAUGUGUCCCGACGAACGGUGAACUAUCCGGAGAGGUAGAGGAGGCUGCCGUCCGUCACUAGUACCUCGCAUUGAAUGGCAGUAAUUCAAAAACAUGGCAAGAGCUGUAGUCCAGAUUUGGUCUGUUUUAAGGAGAACCAUCCACCGGACAAGACGGGGGUCGCCGGUGGUCACAAGAAGUGCCCUGAACACCACACCAACUGGCCUAGACCCGUGGCGCGGGUCUGGACCGUGGUGUUGCUGCUCGGGACAUGCCUCCUGUACUGUGCCCGUGUGGCGAUGCCCAUCUGUGCCGUAAGCAUGGCGGAGAAGUUCAACUGGACCAAGCGGGAGUCCGGCAUGGUCCUGGGCAGCUUCUUCUGGGGAUACUGCUUCACUCAGGUGUUCGGAGGCUACGUCAGCGACAGGGUUGGAGGUGAGAAGGUCCUCCUGCUUGCUGCAGCUGCCUGGGGGUCAAUGACCGCGUUCACCCCCAUCCUGGCCCAUCUUUGCUCCCAGCCGAUCCUGUCAAUGACACUGGCUCGUUUCCUCAUGGGCCUGCUGCAAGGGGUCCAUUACCCAUCUCUAGCAAGCCUCUGCUCACAAAAGGUGGUGGAAAGUGAAAGAGGCUUCCUCAUGAGCACUGUGGGUAGUGGCUCCUACUUGGGCACUCUGCUGAUUGGAGGGGCUGGCUCCCUCAUGCUGGAUCUUUAUGGCUGGGAGAGUGUUUUCUACAUCUCUGGUUUCAUGUCUGUCCUCUGGGCCUACUGUAUGUGGAAAUAUUUGCUCAAAGGCGAAGGACCUCUUAUCAGCCUGGAGUCUCUUGGCAGUGGUGGUUCUCAGUCAAAACUUACCAAAAGACAUUGGUUGCGUCUCUUUAAACAGCGUGCAGUCUGGGCCGUCAUAGUUACGCACCUUUGCACAGCCAGCACUUACUUCACUCUUUUGUCAUGGUUACCAACGUUCUUUAAAGAAAGCUUCCCUGAUGCCAAGGGUUGGGUGUUUAAUGUCAUUCCUUGGUUGGUGGCCAUACCUUCAUCUCUCUUCAGCGGUUGCUUGUCUGACCACCUAAUUAGUCAAGGUGUUGACACAGUGUCAGUGAGAAAGUUAAUGCAGUUUUUCUCCAUGGGUGUGUCUAGUGUGUUUACCUUCCUUUUAUGUGGCAACACCACGUUCCUCUGGGCUGUGGCAUUUGUGUCAGCCACCAUGGGCCUCACCACCUUCAGUCACAGUGGUGUUUCUGUUAACGUUCAAGACCUUGCCCCUUCCUGUGCUGGAUCUCUGUUUGGUGUUAUGAAUACAUGUGGUGCCUUCUCAGGAGUCUUAAUGGUGUAUUUCUCCGGCUAUCUCAUCGAAGCCACAGGCUCGUGGGCGUCUGUGUUUGCCCUGAUUACUACAGUCAACUUAUUGGGCCUGUUUACCUUCCUGGCGUUUGCAGAAGCCCGCAGAGUGGACAUUGACUCCAGUAAGAGUCGUCACCACAACAUACACAUCUAAAUCCUCGAUGUUCAAUGGGACCAGCGUGUUAUUCCCAAUGUGGCUUCGGGCAAUCAGCACCCAGGCGAUUACCCAUGUCGUGUGGGUAGGAAGCAGCACAUACCUGAGACCUGCAGACAUCUACUCAAACUCUCAUUUCCUAAUUGUCUGCUCAAGAAAUUCUUGCAGAAGUUACUGAAAAGCACAUGAUAUAUCGUACAAUGUUACUGAAAAGUCUUGGUGGUUACAGCAGUCUUGGAUCAUGAAAGAAGAAACUAAGAAAAAGCUUUGCCUAUGUGUGGAAUGGCUAAACUUGAUGUUAACUCGGUAGUGAAACAGCUGCAGAUCAGGCAGUACUUUGUAUGUCCUGUUAAGCUGAGCUGUGGUUUUAGCUCAAAACAGUCGCCUAGAAUGAGCUUUCAUUGGUUUGGUAGAGAGCCAUGGGAGGGGAAUCCAUUUGACCCAUGUGUGUUUAACACCACUGCAAUAAAUGGAGUUAAUCAACAUGUUGCUAUCCCCUCCCAGCACUUGUUAACUUCCUGUUCAAACUGUUUGGAAACGAGUAGCUCAGCUUUUAUUGGCUUUCUGUUAUCUCAAACUUCUCUCUUACAUCUUCUCAGUGUGACAGGUGGGAACGGUGAGAGAAAUUACACGCAGUAAAAACUUGACUCCCUGCAGGAUUUACCUGAGCAUGUUAUGCCAACUUUCAUUGGCUUCAUUUCAAGCUUUUUUAUCCACUUCUAAUGACAGGUGUGUGCUAUGAAGGCGCUGUGAGAGCUUCAAUUGGUGUGUGGCAGCUCGGACAGACAAAGGUGGUUUGUUCCUCUUAGUCAGUAAGGAUGGGGGAGGUGGGACAGGGCAACUCAAGGAGAGUCCAACCUGAAAUCUUUCAUUAGUACUUCCCUUUCUCCCUUCCCUGCAAAAGAAAAAAAAAGUCUGAAUGACACCUCAUUAUCUUGCCACUAAUUAGGUGGCAGACGCUUUAAUAGCCUAUAUGAUUCUUUUUUUGUAGACCUUUUGUACUUUGCUACGUUUCCUUGGUUACAAGCUCAUUUCAUUAUUUAUGGGAAGAUCAUAAUGAACAACAUGGUAGCACAACCUCAUCUGAAUGGAUUCUCUUUCUGCGAUUUCCUAAAUAAUUAUUUUGUGAUUUACGAGACCAAAGGUUUGUCUUUAUUUUUAUUUUUUAUUGUUUUUGUUUUCUGUCAUCCAUUAAAAAGAGGUAUUUUAUAUUUAUAUGGCUUAAUUAAUUUUCAAUAACCUUUUUGGGGGAAUAGAUGUUUAUUUGUAUGAUAAACAUAAAGUAUAUAUAAUAUAUUUCAAUGUAAAUAUAUUAUCAAAUGAAUUAAAAACAAAUCUAUAUUUAUAGAAUUAUAUCGAUAACAAUAUUUUAUUUAAAUGAAGGAUCAUUAUCAAAACAGACUUCAUAUUUGCGUCACGUUCUAAUCUUUUGCUUAAAAAACUAUAGAAACAUUCUUUAAGCUGCACAUGAAAUUUGUCAUAACCUUGAAAUGUUGCAUUAUAGUAAAAUCUGCUAACAAAUUGGCAAUAUGGUGACCUAGACAUCAUUGAAUUAGUCAGUUUGUACAUGAUUGUGAUGAAAAUAGUCCAAUGUGCUUACAUUGUGUCAUUUUCUGAUCAUAUCACAUUAGGAUUGUUUUUACGUUUUCUUUGCUUUUGUUUAUCUAAAAUGAGAACCACAUUUUCAUGAAUGAUUUUAUUUUUGUAGAUUUUGUUAUUUUUUAUUAUAUUUUAAAUUCCUGUUACUGAAACAAAUUCCGUUUUCUGGGAGUAAUAAAUGACAGAACAUUUUCUCUUUCAGAUUUUUGUAUCUUUAGGUGAUUAUAUUUAUUUAGUAUUUUAUCUCUUUUCUGUUUGAACGGUUACUCAAACACUCAAUGCAAGAGUCAUGCUCACUUUACAUGCUAGGAAACUAAAGGUGACAUCAGAUCUUUUGUUAAUAUGUGAACUGUUGUAGCACAUUCACCCGAUAUAGCUUUGAGUCUUUGACAAUGUAAUGAAGUGCUUUUACAUGUAUAAUGGUACUGUUCUUUCUUUAUUAUUAUAAUUAUUUUUUGGGAAUUGACCAACUUGAAGUAAUUCUCAGCUUUCCUUGCCUUUGCAAAUACCAGUAAUUACAUCAAUUUUUAUAUUAUUCUCCUUUUUGCAAAUGUAUAAAACAUAGUUUCACAAUUGCAUAGUUUCUUUUCACUGAAAGUUGCCUAAAAAAUAAUUUUGAUAACCUGUAAUGUAAAAGAAGAAAGACGCUUUUGCAAGAACAUGCAGUAUUGUAACGCUUUCAAAAUUUGCUGUGUUUAAAGUAAAAUUCUAUUUUGUCAA